Mollisia scopiformis is the source of this 1224-nucleotide messenger RNA. RefSeq lists its product as uncharacterized. The transcript has 2 exons. The record is from RefSeq and is a predicted model, not a curated record. The coding region runs from base 105 to 1007 and encodes 300 amino acids. NCBI's taxonomy places the organism in Eukaryota, Fungi, Ascomycota, Leotiomycetes, Helotiales, Mollisiaceae.
CCUCUCAGCUCAUCAUCCGCAAACUUUUCUCACUCGUGCUAACAACUCCAACUAAUCGUUCAAGAUAAACACCUUCAACACCUCUCAAGUUCCCCUUAGCAACAAUGUCGGCCUCGAGUCACGAGGCAAUUCCCGUCGCCCCUGCGCCAUGGACUCUCAAAGGCACACUGUAUAUUUUCAUGGUGUACUUGACGUCGAAAGACGCAGCAACACUCUCGUCUGAUCCGAAUUUCAUCUAUUCGCCACUCGAAGCAACAUCAUCCUUCUCAAAGGGUGACUUGAAGGGGGGUCUGGGCAUGCUGCAGUUGAUUCGAUACACCGAGACACCUGUUGGUCCAUACGACGAGCUGGUUUUGGUUCCUGGAUACUUCCAGUAUGAAGUCGAGACGAAGGAUAGUAACGGGAAGGUGAAGCUCGAGCAGAGGAAGAAUUUAAGAUGUACCAAAGUGUUUGUCAGUCAGGAAAAGACGUGCUGGAAUGGACGCAGAAAUUGGAAUGUUCCAAAACAUCUGGCACGAUUUAAAUUCGUUGGCCUUCCAGAUGGUGGAACGAAGAUUACAGUCCAUCCCAUGGUCGCUGAUGCAUCUGGUGAAGAGAGAGUUCAAAGUCCUGCUCCUCUCAUCCAGACCACUUUCCUGCCCAUAUCUUACGUGCCUAGCUUUCCGUGUUCAACAGAUUGGGCGAAGUACAUUGGGAUGGAUCUAGGUCUCGUGCAACCGCCAUUGCCGGAAGGGAAAGGGCAAGAACUCGUGGGGACUCGGCAAUGGUGCAAGAUUGCAGCUGUCGAGUCGAGUAAAAAAACGUCUCUUGGGUGGUUUGAUUUGAGACAGAGCUGCCAUGACACUGGUGAGCAACAACCUCUGUUGGGGGAAGAUCGAGGGGAUGGAUCGGAACGACAGCAGAGCGACAAUUUCUGGCCAAGAUUGGGAAGGUGGAGAAUUGGAAUGAAGAUGGAAGAUGCAGUAAUUGAGUUCCCCGAGGGUGAGCAUUGGAACGAGCCCAAGUAGCGCAUCGAGGACGGUUGGAGACAAAAGAGCCAUACUAUUGAGCAGAAAAUUUGCCUUGCUACGGAGCCUUAAUUUCACGUUCUAAUGUUGUUGAUAGCUUGAAAGUAAGAUUGAGAGAAGUGUUGUGCAAGGAAGUGCUGAUAGUGGGAUUUGAAAAGUGGGAUGCGGCGCUCAAAUAGAAUCUCCCUCUAGCUAUGAAACUUGGCUUUAGAUCUCC